This is a messenger RNA of Trichoplax adhaerens, 2412 nucleotides long. RefSeq lists its product as uncharacterized. Gene Ontology annotation, molecular function: GTPase activity; microtubule binding; GTP binding. NCBI's taxonomy places the organism in Eukaryota, Metazoa, Placozoa, Uniplacotomia, Trichoplacea, Trichoplacidae. The transcript has 21 exons. The coding region runs from base 1 to 2412 and encodes 803 amino acids. Gene Ontology annotation, cellular component: microtubule; membrane; cytoplasm. The record is from RefSeq and is a predicted model, not a curated record.
AUGUCUGGCAAUCAAGGAAUGGAAAGGUUGAUCCCUUUGGUCAACAAGUUACAAGAUGCUUUCUCCCAGUUAGGUUUGGAUUCACCUAUGGAUUUACCGCAAAUUACUGUGGUUGGUGGACAAAGUGCUGGUAAAAGCUCCGUUUUAGAAAAUUUUGUCGGCAGGGAUUUCUUACCUCGAGGUUCUGGUAUAGUUACGAGAAGGCCACUGGUUUUACAGCUGGUUAAUAAUAAAAUGGAAUAUGGAGAAUUUUUACACUGUCGUGGUCGAAAAUUUACUGACUUUAACGAAAUUCGUAAAGAAAUUGAAGAUGAAACCGAUAGAGGAACAGGACAAAAUAAAGGAAUAUCCCCCGUUCCUAUUAAUCUCCGAGUCUAUUCUCCACAUGUACUUAACUUAACCCUAGUGGAUUUGCCUGGUAUGACUAAAGUUCCAGUUGGCGACCAACCUGCAGACAUUGAAAAACAAAUUAGAGAUAUGAUUAUGCAAUUUGUAACCAAAGAAAAUGCUCUAAUUUUAGCUGUAUCACCCGCCAACGCUGAUUUAGCUAAUUCUGAUGCCUUAAAAAUUGCCAAAGAAGUUGACCCGCAAGGUCUUAGAACUAUCGGAGUCAUUACCAAGUUAGAUUUAAUGGAUGAUGGAACUGAUGCUAGAGAUAUAUUAGAAAACAAGUUAUUGCCGUUAAGGCGGGGAUAUGUUGGAGUUGUCAAUCGUAGUCAAAGAGAUAUCGAGGGUAGAAAAGACAUUAGGACAGCACUCGAUUCUGAAAGAAAGUUCUUCCUUGGUCACCCUUCUUACAUGCAUAUGGCUGAUAGAAUGGGGACUUCAUUUUUACAAAAAGUCUUAAAUCAGCAGUUGACAAAUCAUAUCAGAGAUACUUUGCCAGUAUUGCGAAGCAAAUUGCAACAGCAAUUUUUGGCCUUAGAGAAGGAAGUCUCGGAAUUUAAAAAUUUCAGUAGUGAUGAUCCCCAAAGAAAAACGAAAGCAUUGCUAACGAUGAUUCAACAAUUUGAGAAGGAUUUUACAAAAGAUAUCGAAGGAUCCACUACAGACAGUCUAGAAUUAUCGGGCGGUGCUAAAGUGAAUAGAAUAUUUCAUGAACGAUUUCCUUUUGAACUUGUUAAGCUCGAAGUAGAUGAAAAAGAACUGAGAAGAGAGAUAACUUAUGCUAUUCGAAAUAUCCAUGGUGUUAGAUCUGGCUUAUUUACUCCUGAUAUGGCCUUUGAAGGUGUAACCAAACGUCAGAUUGAACGCCUAAAAUCCCCCAGUAUUAAAUGUAUAGAUAUGGUGAUAAAUGAAAUAUCCAAUAGCGUUAACAAAAUAUCGGAAAUGAUGUCGCGAUUUCCAAGGCUGAGAGACGAAGUCGAACGAAUAGUAUUGGAGCAUGUUCGCAAUCAAGAAGUCAAAGCUAAAGAUGCCGCCGUAUUUCAAAUCGAUUUUCAAUUGGCAUAUAUUAAUACGAAUCACCCUGAUUUUAUUGGUUCUGCUAAUGCUCAAGUUAAGAGUGUUGCAAGCACAACUAAAAAGAGAGUCAGCAACCAGGUCAUUCGUAAAGGUUGGCUGACUUUGACUAGUGUUGGUUUUAUGAAGGGAAUGUCAAAAGAUUACUGGUUUGUUCUAAGUGCGGAGACACUCGCUUGGUAUAAGGAUGAACAGGAACAAGAUCAAAAGUAUCUUCUUAAUCUAGAAGGCUGUAAAAUAAGAGAUUUAGAUGCUGGAUUCAUGGGCCGAAAAGCUCAUUCAUUUGCAUUAUUCAACCCUGAUAAAAGAAAUUUGUAUAAAGAACAUAAAACCUUAGAUCUCUGUGCCUCUUCCGAUGAAGAUCUUGAUAGCUGGAAAGCUUCAUUCCUACGUGCAGGUGUUUAUCCGGAAAGAUUACAAGAAGCGGAUUCUGCUGGUGGAUCAUCUUCUACUGCUGAUUUAGGUUCACUGGAUCCGCAACUUGAAAGACAAGUAGAAACUAUUCGCAACUUGGUUGAUUCUUAUAUGUCUAUAAUAAAAAAAAUUAUACAAGAUUCCGUACCAAAAAUAUCUAUGCAUCUAAUUGUAAACAAUGGCUUAGAUUCUCUGAUGGAAGAAAGCAAGGAGGAAGAAGUGAGACGCGAACAAAUGGUUCGCAUGUAUCAUGCAUGUAAAGAAGCUCUUACUGUUAUCGCAGAUAUUACGAAUAAAACUAUCCAUACUCCAGAUCCUCCCCCAAUACCGGAAGAUGAAAUGAGCAACGCAAUGCCUACACGGCCUGAUAAGCGUCCAUCUGCACCUUCUCGCCCUAAUGCACCAUCUAGGCCAUUGGAACCCACCCGCCUACCACCAUCAAUUCCAAGUCGUCCACCUCCAUCAUCUCCGAAGCCAGCUCCGCAAGUACCGAGAAAGCCCACUGGUAGGCCUACUAUUCCCAAUAGACCUCAAUAA